AUGUUGCAAGAGCUCGUCGAGGCUAGGGAAAGGAAUACGGAAGGACGAGAGGCUCGAUGGUUAGCAAAGAGAGAAAUCGUCUCCCAUCUGGCUAAAACACGGCAUCAGCCUAGUCAAGACGUCGGAGCAGUGAGGCUCGUAAAAGUUAGCAACGGUGCAAUACCGUGGGAAGCUGAUUAUCCCAAAAAUCCCAAACGUAGGCGGAAAGACCACUUCGACAGGGAUUUUAACAAAUAA
Molecule: messenger RNA, 237 nt
Organism: Haemonchus placei
Lineage: Eukaryota; Metazoa; Nematoda; Chromadorea; Rhabditida; Trichostrongylidae
Source: the annotation of a GenBank genome assembly